ACUGCCGGAAGUGGUCAUUGCAACACGUGUUAGCCAAAUUGAGAUCUUGAGGAGUGUUCGCGUAAUUGUCACUAAAGCUUGUGUCAACUUUAAGACGAAAAUGAAGAUCGAAGUAAAUGAAAAGAAAGAGAAAAAGGUUAAGGAUAAAACAAAAAAAGAUUCAAAGAAGUCUAAGGACAAGAAAAAGGAAAAGAAAGAAAAAAAAUCUCUGGAGAAUGGUGUAGGUUCUUCACCAGAGCUUGAACCUAAGGAUGAAAACGAUGUGAAAGAGGUAGAAAAUGGAACAGCUUCAAAUGGGCUAAAUGGUCAUCAGAACGACAAGGAGGAAAGUGACCAAGAAGUAGAACUUACACCAGAACAGGCUGAGGGAGCGUUCUCAAAUUUUAGAAUUUCAGCUGAGACUAUAACAAAAUUGAAAGCUAAAGGAAUAACACAUCUGUUCCCUAUCCAGUCGCAGACCUUUAACUAUGUGUAUGAUGGAGAAGAUGUUAUUGCACAAGCAAGAACGGGAACAGGAAAGACACUGUCCUUCGCACUUCCAUUGGUGGAGCGUCUCCAUAAGGACAACACACAGAAAAGAGGCCGACCACCAAAAGUUUUAGUGAUGGCACCAACUAGGGAGCUGGCUAAGCAGGUGUGUAAUGACUUUGAGUCCAUCAGUGACAAAAUCUCAUCCUUCUGUAUCUAUGGUGGCACUCCAUACUAUCCCCAAGAAAAUGCUAUCAGGGCUGGUUUAGAUGUAUUGGUGGGGACACCUGGCCGUAUUCUUGAUCAUGUGGAAAAGGGCAAUCUGGAUUUCUCUACCCUACAAUAUGUGGUUCUGGAUGAAGUGGACAUGAUGCUGGACAUGGGCUUUGCUGAUAGUGUUGACCAAAUCAUCAAGUCAGCCUACACAAACAAAGAGGAGGGGACCAAGCCUCAGACCCUACUCUUCACAGCAACACUGCCCCCAUGGGUGUACGAGACUGCCAAGAAGUACAUGGAUGUAAAUAACAUAAAGAAAGUGAACCUGGUAGGAACCCAGGAGAGCCGUACCUCCACCACAGUUGAGCACAUGGCCAUCAAAUGUAGCUAUCACGACCGAGCAGCUACUAUUGGAAAUGUUGUGUCUGUGUACAGUGGUGAGCACGGACGUGCCAUGAUCUUCUGUCAGACGAAGCGUGAUGCUGAUGAGCUGGCAGUCAGUCCACUUAUCAAACAAGAUGGGCAUGUUCUCCAUGGCGACAUCCCACAGGGAAAACGAGAGUCUGUGCUUAAGAUGUUCAAGGAAGGCAAAUACAAGGUCCUUAUCACAACAGAUGUGGCAGCACGUGGCUUAGAUGUCCCGUUGGUUGACCUUGUGAUUCAAUGUAAUCCUCCCAAGGAUGUUGACUCCUACAUACACAGAUCAGGACGGACUGGGCGUGCUGGUCGCUCUGGCGUCUGUGUGUGCUUCUACAAACCCCAGGAGGAACAUGAUUUAGCCUGGGUGGAGACAAAAGCAAGGAUCAAAUUUAAGAAAGUUGGAGGGCCAUCUACAGCUGAUCUGAUCAAGGCUUCAGCAGACGAUGCUGCUAGGUCUUUAGCUAUGGUGACAGACGAAACUCUGCAAUAUUUCCGAGAGUCCGCUGAGAAUCUGAUCGCAGAACGUGGUGCAGUGAAUGCUUUGUCAGCAGCCCUUGCUGUGAUGUCUGGAAGUAAAAGCAUUGUACCUCGCUCUCUCCUCUUAUGUAAAGAGGGCUAUACAACAUAUAUCUACAGGACCAACAUAGAGAUGCGUGGCAUGACAUAUGCUUGGAGAGCUCUUGAACGCCAACUACAGGAAGAAACCAAGGAAAAAAUCAAAGGCAUGAGGUUCACCAAAGACCACAUGGCUGUUGUGUUCGACAUACCUGCAGAUUGUGACGAUUACAUUGCCAACACAUGGGUCGACUCGGACCGAGAUUCUCUCAUAAAAGCUACAGAACUUCCAGAGAUGGACGAACAAACAUACAGCAGCUUUGGACGUGGAGGGGGUAGAGGUGGCCGAGGAGGUGGAAGGGGUUUUGGUGGACGAGGAUUUGGGGGCAGGGGACGAGAUCAAGGUCGAGGAAGUCCAAGAGGGAGGGGCAGCGGUGGGGGAUUCAGAGGGGGAUUCAACAAAAGAAAAGUAGACUUUAGCGGCGAACCACAAAACAAGAAAAUGAAAUUUGAUUGAACAGAUGAUUAAUUUAAAUGAAAUUUACCAUGAAGAUUGUCAUUUAAACACAUGUUAAGAGAUAUGAAGAUUGUCAUUUAAACACACAUUAAGAGAUGUGAAGAUUGUCAUUUAAACACACGUUAAGAGAUAAGAAGAUUGUCAUUUUAACACACAUUAAGAGAUAUGAAGAUUGUCAUUUAAACACACGUUAAGAGAUAUGAAGAUUGUCAUUUAAACACACAUUAAGAGAUAUGAAGAUUGUCAUUUAAACACACAUUAAGAGAUGUGAAGAUUGUCAUCUAAACACACAUUAAGAGAUAUGAAGAUUGUCAUUUAAACACACAUUAAGAGAUGUGAAGAUUGUCAUUUAAACACACAUUAAGAGAUAUGAAGAUUGUCAUUUAAACACACGUUAAGAGAUAUUAAGUGGUCUUGGAACAUAUUGAAUGUAACUUGUUCUGUUGUCGUAUUUAUCCAUGCUAUAUUAAAUGAUAUUGUUGUAGA
Pecten maximus is the source of this 2662-nucleotide messenger RNA. Its product is annotated as nucleolar RNA helicase 2-like. The transcript has 14 exons. The coding region runs from base 101 to 2176 and encodes 691 amino acids. NCBI's taxonomy places the organism in Eukaryota, Metazoa, Mollusca, Bivalvia, Pectinida, Pectinidae. Gene Ontology annotation, molecular function: RNA binding; ATP binding; RNA helicase activity. The record is from RefSeq and is a predicted model, not a curated record.